Messenger RNA from Chrysoperla carnea, 3708 nucleotides. Its product is annotated as MPN domain-containing protein CG4751-like. Gene Ontology annotation, molecular function: metallopeptidase activity; polyubiquitin modification-dependent protein binding. NCBI's taxonomy places the organism in Eukaryota, Metazoa, Arthropoda, Insecta, Neuroptera, Chrysopidae. Bases 220 to 2463 code for a protein of 747 amino acids. Gene Ontology annotation, cellular component: BRISC complex; BRCA1-A complex. Gene Ontology annotation, biological process: double-strand break repair. The transcript has 7 exons. The record is from RefSeq and is a predicted model, not a curated record.
CGUUCUUUGAAACGCCGCAUUAAAAACAAUUGCACAAAAUAAAUUGUUUAUAAUCUAUGAUUCAUUAAAAUUAAAACAAAUGAAUAUUUUAUGGAUGUAUGUUUGAAUAUUUUAUCUAUGAUUACUAUGUAGUAUGUAGUAUAAAACAUUGUGUUAAAUAUAAACAUAAACAGAACUAAAUAUUAGGUAAAAAUUAAAACAUUUUUUAAUAAAUAAAUAAUGCAGUCGUCAACAACAACAUCGAUACCAACGUCGACAUCGUCACAAUCACAAUUAGCCGCUGCACUUCUUGGAAAUAGUACACCAACAUCGGUAACGAAUAGUGGUGUAACUGCAACAAGUACCGGUUCGACGGCUAUUGGAAGUGUAACUCAAACUGUUAUUACUGAUGAGAUAAUUGAUGAUAAAGAUGAUGUUUGCGAAGAAGAAAAUGAUGAUAUUAUUAUGGAAGAAGAUAUCAUCGACGAGGAGAAUGAUGAAAAUGAAUCACGAAGUCUAAAUAAAUCAAGUUCAACUCCUGGCGGACCAGCUGCCGUAUCAAGAACAAUAACAUUGCAAAUGUUAUUAGAAGCUGGUAUCUUACAACCUGGUAAUGGUACUAUGUCAAUAGAGUAUUUAGGACAAAGAUUCAUUGGAGACUUAUUAAUUGAUGGUAAAAUUAAAUCACAAGAAACAGAUUUAGUUUUUGCUUCCCCGUCAGCGUGGGCUAUACAUUGUAAACGUAUUAUAAAUCCUGAAAAGAAAUCUGGUUGCGGUUGGGCAUCUGUUAAAUAUAAAGGUCGUAAAUUGGAUGCAUACAAAAAUACGUGGUUUAAACGUAAACAACAAGAAGAAAUGGAUCGUGAAGAAGACUUAGUUGAUGCUGAAAUGGAAGCAGAAAUGGAACGUAUUGAAGCUAAAUUGUUAGCAACACCAGCUCCAUUACAUCGUGUUGUAAUGAAACAUAAUACGGUGCCAAAUCGAGCUUUUACUCAUGACGCAAAUACAUUGAUUGAAUGUGUACCAUUCUCGACAUUGGGUAAAAUUCAACCAUUUUUAAUUUCAAUAACAACGAACGCAUGCCUUCUAAUGGACUUUCAUUGUCAUUUAACUAUGAAUGAAGUCAGUGGUUAUUUAGCUGGCCAUUGGGAUGUUAAUUCGCAUAAUUUAAGUAUAACACAUGUCUUCCCAUGCUUAGUAUUAAACAAAAAUAACAAUAUAAUUCUCCACCAAAUUGAGAAAGAAAUACAAGAUCAAGUUGAACAAAAAAAAUUAACGGUCGUUGGAUGGUAUCAUUCCCAUCCCGUAUCAUCAGCAACUCCCACCUACAAAGACAUCGAUGUGCAAUUGGAAUUCCAAAUAAAAAUGAAAGGAAAUUGUGACUCCACAUACAUCCCAGCCGUUGGAUGUAUCGUAUCCCCUUACAAUAAUGCCAAUAACAACAUAACCGAUACAAAUUCCGAUACAAUUACAAAUAAUUUCGAAUCGAAUAUCAUAAAUUACUGGGUAAUUCCACCACCAGAACAGAAGCCAAAUGAAUAUGGUCGUCCAAUGUUAAUGUCAUAUCAAAUUAUCCAAGAUACAAUUUUAACACCACCAAUUAUGGAACAGAUGAAACAGUGUGCAGAUUUUUAUAAGACGGAUCCACGACGUGUAGAUUUUAAUAAAGUUUAUAUUGAACAGAAUAAUAUUAAAUAUUUGGAUAAAUUAAAAAUAUCGUUGAUUAACAAAUUGCCGCGUGGUGGAGAACAAUCUGAAACAAUUAUAUGGGGUUUUAUUUGUGAAUUAUUGGGUAUUUAUUUUAAUCCAAAUGAACAACCACAUCCGGUGUUAUCGAUACCGAAAAUUACACAACAACAAUCGAAUUUAAUGAUUACGUCGUCUGCAACAACGCCUUCAACAGAGCAUUUAGUUAGUGUAUUAGGUAAUAAAUUUACAACGCAAGCCUUACUAGGUCUUCCACUACCGCCAUUAUCAACAUCAACUACAACCCCAUCAACGUUAUCAUCAACAGACUUAUCGAUAAAAUCAUUAACAUCAUCAACUUUACCACCAACAUUCUUAACCCCAACUUUAUACAAUAAAAUCAUUCAACAACAUGAUGCAAUCAACCUGUUAUCAUCAACAACAUCUAUUAAAAUACCCCAAACUGAUAUCACAUUAAUAAAAUCAUCCACAGAUAAUAAUAAAUUAAUUGAUUUAAUUGAAUUUAAUAAUUUAAUUAAUAAUAAAAAUUUAUUAAAUAAAAAAGUGAUCGAUUUUACAAAUGCUAAUGAUUUAUCAAUAUCAAGUCAUCAAGUCAGUGGUGGUGGAGGUGGAGGUGGUGCAAAUGAUGAAUUAAUGAAAUUACAAUCGCAAUCGUCAUCGUUAAGUGUUACACCAGCGAUUAUCACGACUACAUCAACUACAACAACACAAUCAAAUGAUAAUGAUAAUAAGAAUCAACAAGCUCAACAGAUUAUCAAUUUGGAGCAACAGAAAUAACAUAAUUAUAAUUUAUUAAUGCGUAUUGCGCAUGCUUUAUAAUCGUAGUGAUUCAAAUAUAUAGACUUUAGAAGUGUAUAAUCAAUUAUGAUUAGCUAGGAAGUGUUAGAAGAAAAGUACUUAAGACUUUUAUUAAAAAUGCAGAAUGUUUUUUAAGAAAUUAUCUGAUUUCAUAAGACUAAAACUCAGCGUCAUUGUGAUCAAAUAGAACAUAGCCGUUGUUUUUACACAUUUUCAUUAUUGUACAAUGAAUCAAUCUUACGUCAAUAUUAGUUUUCUAUAUAGAAAAAUAGGAAAUAGGCCGGGUAUAACUGACCCUCACACCCUUCAUAGACGUGAAACGUACAAACUUCACCGAAGCCUCAGCGACACUAAAUAGAAUAGUUAAUACGAUUUUAAAACUCUAAAAAGGGUAUGCAAUUCAUCAAUAAACACGUUGUGUGUAUUAAUUUUACGUGGCUAUUGUGGCCGGGUAUAACCCACGAGCUCUUCACAGACGUGGAAAUUUCAGUCGCGAUGAUACUAAAUAGAAUAGCUAAUACGCUCAAAAAAAGUCAACGACUGCAGCUACUGUGAGCGACAAAUAACGCGUGUAUUUUGUUUUAAAAAUAUUAGAUAACCAGCAACAAUGACGCCGGGUCAAGUUUCCUUUAACGUCAGGCUUCAGUUUAAAUCACUCAAAUAUGGAAAUCGCAAUCUCAUUGAAGUGAAUAAGAAUUUAUAAACAAUAUCGACAACUUGUUCCCUCUUCGUAUAGCAAUAAUGGGUCUACAAGGUGUUCAAGACAUGCAAUGCAAAAUCUAAUAUAAUGAUCAUCGUUUUAAAAUAUAAUACUGUUUGUAAAAUAUACAGACAUACUUAAUUUAUUUUGCACUUGUUGUAGAAUACUAGAAAGACCCAAUCUAUGAUAAAUAAUAGACCAUUUUUAAAGAAAUAAUUUAAAAUAUAAAUAAUUUGGCCAUAUAAAUAAUUUUGAUUAUUUUUCAACUUCUAAGUAACUAAUUACUUGAACACACGUCGAAUAUUUCAGUGAAAUAUGAGGCUACGAAAUAAAAGCCAAUAAUAUAAAAAUUACCAUUCAAGAUUUAAAAUUGAUGUCGAACUAAACGAUUUAACUGUGUGAUUUGAGUAUGACCGAUUUGCAUAUAUACUCUAUGUUAAUCCGUGCAAUUUUUGUGACACGGAGGUACAUUGUUUUGCUCAUGAAUGUAUAUUUAUCAAUUUUAUACAUACCUAUUAUAGAAG